GUACAUGUAUUCUAGAAUAUUGUGGAAUGAUCUUUGUAUGUGUUAUUGCAUUAUAAUAACGUCAGAUAUUAUAAGUUCAAUGUGUCAAGAGCUUAUUCAGUUCCUAUCCAUCAAUACUGCCAUUGCAAAGAAUAAAUUUGGAUUCGAUCAGCAGUCCACUUGCUUUGUACAGUACGUUACUGUAAGGUACAUAUCUUUAUUGGCAUUACAAUGUCUUCAGACGACAAGAUCGAUUUUCCUACUUAUGUUCAAAUGAUUUUGAAAGAUGAACAACAGAGAAGUGACAAAUAUUUGAGUGGUGAGGACUUGAAUCAUCUUUUAGAUGAAAGCAAUGCCGACACAAAACAAAGGGAGACUAUUCUAGGAUAUCCCUCAUUUCCAUUAUACAGAGACUUGGGGACUAUGCUGAAGUUAUGGAUGGAUAACAGGUCUUGUCCAGUCUUGGAUCUACCCAAAUAUGACCUUUUAGAUGAAAAGACUUAUGUUGAAUCUAGGUUAGCAAAGUUCAGGUCCAUAACACCUUUACUGGAGGGGCUAGAGACAUUAUGGGACAUUUGGGGUGUGGAGGAGAGGAAGUUUAGGAUCAGAGAUAUCCUGGUGACAUUGGGAAAGAGAGGUUUAAUGGACUUAUUUGGAGUGCGGAAUACUGUAGGAACCCGAGAAAUAUUCCCACCUGCAAGGAAAGUCAUGGAGGAAGCGUUCACAAAGAAACACUCACCCAGUGCUGAGCUGUCCGUGGGAGCGAGAGCCUUGGCUAAACACCAUCACAGAGACCAGACAGAUUCCUGGUGGGGCAUCUGUACCGGAAAUGAGAAGGCUAAGAACAAAAACGCCUUGGAUAACAUGAACAAAGUGUUAGACAAUGCUACCUGGAUCAAUAUUCACUGGCUCCCUCAAGACGUCAUCAUUAUGGAAGCUAGACAUGGAGAUGGUUAUGGAGCCAGAUGGAGUCCUGAAGGCAAGGAGUUUCGUGGGUUCCUGGAACCUCAGAUGGUGGAUGGUCACAUUGUGGGUUGGCGACAUUGAUAUCUGAACUGUAGGGCCAUGUUAUCAUUUGGUGGAAAGCAUGAAAUAGAAGUUCCCUUCUUUGGGAACAGGCAGUUCUCUUCCUCAAGUCCCUGUGCUAGAGGAACUAUUCCUCUUCCUCAAGUCCCUGUGCUAGAGGAACUUUUUAAAGAUCUUCCUCGAAGGGAAUAGACAACUUCACAAUGAAACUCCACAUUCUAGAGGAAAAAGAACUGAAAAUUGUCAUGGAGACCGCAUCACUGCUGAAACUAUGACAACUCCUCUUUAUUGGUGGCCAAUCCACAAGGGGUCACAGUAACUGUAAAAUAGGUCAUUCUCAGGGAGGAAAAGGCAACUAUGAAUGUCAGUCUCAUGUAGGAGAGGAGGAUAACUAUGUAAUUAUUGGCCACCUGCCAAACCACAUGAGUUUUCUCUGGUACUGAGGUUUUUUCUCAUAUAUGACACCUCACAUGCUUCCAGCUUCCAUCUGGACCAACAGGAGUGAUUACUGAUUAGUAUAAGUUGAUGUAAUUUGUUUUGCAAUUGUUGUCAAAUGAAUUAUAGUUAAAGAAAAAUAUGUACAUGUGAUGGCAAUCUAAUUAAAAUUAGACUUGUUAUUUCCAUUCCUCUACGACACUCUACGAUACACUGCAGUGUAUCGUAGAGGAAUGGCGAUAACAAGUCUAAUUUCAAUUAGAUUGAUGUGAUGGAGGCCCCACUCUGGGGGGGGGGGGGGAAAUGACACAGGGGAUGAAAAGACCUCUGUUACAGAGCUUUCAUUUAACCCCAGUGGAAGAUAGAAACUAAUGCAAUCAUAAUUUAGCCCAAUAUUUUAAGUGGGGAUGUUUAAUUAAGAUAGCUAUUGAAAAAAAAUUAUGUUUAGAGUAACUUCAGUAAAAACUGUGUUGCAUUUUCCCAAAGCAAUGAAUGGCAAAGUCUAAUCAAGUUACUUCAGGUGUAAUUGUUCAACACAUGUUCUUUUACCAAUCAUGGGAUGAACUGUUUUUAAAUUUGUUCACCUGUGCUUCUAUAUACAUGUACUGGUAUUCAAGUAAAACAUUUCAAACUAUUUAUUAUAGAUAAUGUUUUUUUCUUGAGAUACAAUAUUUCACUAUUGUCAAUGUGUUUUAUUACUGAUGAAUAGUAGUAACCUAAAAAACAGUGUUGUGAUAUUUUUAUAGAAAAUAAUACUUGUUGAAUUGAAAUAAAAACAUACAAAAUCAAUA
Molecule: messenger RNA, 2231 nt
Organism: Pecten maximus
Lineage: Eukaryota; Metazoa; Mollusca; Bivalvia; Pectinida; Pectinidae
Exons: 9
Coding region: 211-1026 (271 amino acids)
Source: RefSeq, a predicted model, not a curated record